Messenger RNA from Amorphotheca resinae ATCC 22711, 898 nucleotides. RefSeq lists its product as hypothetical. Lineage: Eukaryota; Fungi; Ascomycota; Leotiomycetes; Helotiales; Amorphothecaceae. The record is from RefSeq and is a predicted model, not a curated record. The transcript is spliced from 3 exons. Gene Ontology annotation, cellular component: mitochondrial inner membrane. Gene Ontology annotation, molecular function: copper ion binding. The coding region runs from base 47 to 838 and encodes 263 amino acids.
AAAACCUGUAGAAAUCUCAAAGUUCCAACCCGCCUUCGAAAAUACAAUGCAGAGCUUCCCCCGAGCAUUAUCAAGUCUAGGUCGCAGCAAUGCAGCUUGGACAUGCUCGGCGUGUACGAAGGCGCUCCGCCAGCCAUCCAAAACAGGCUUCUUCAAUUCGUCGAUGAGCAGGAAGAUAUCGAAUACUUCGAAACCUAGACAAAAUGUCGCGCCGACCAUGGAGCAACUGCGGGAGCCGUUCAAGAAGAAGAACAGCUCCACUAUGUACUAUACACUCAGUAUCAUACUGGGCACCGUAGCCUUCUCAUAUGGUUCUGUCCCCAUGUACAAAAUGAUCUGUCAAACAACAGGCUGGGGAGGCCAGCCCAUCAAAGCUCCCGGUCAUGGUGGUCCCGAUGGCGGGGAUCCCUCUCUCCGCCUCCAACCCGUUACUUCUUCAAAGCGCAUACGCGUUACCUUCAACGGGUCCGUCUCGGAUGUCCUGCCUUGGAAAUUUGUGCCCCAACAACGCGAGGUCAAAGUACUUCCUGGUGAAACGGCUCUCGCCUUCUACACAGCUACAAAUAAAAGCGAGGAGGAUAUCAUUGGCGUGGCGACCUACAGUGUCACCCCUGGCCAGGUAGCGCCGUAUUUCAGCAAAAUCCAGUGUUUCUGUUUUGAGGAGCAGAGACUGAAUGCUGGGGAGACAGUCGAUAUGCCUGUUUUCUUCUAUAUCGACCCUGAUUUCGUGAAUGAUCCGAACAUGAAGGGGAUUGAGCAGAUUACCUUAAGCUAUACAUUUUUCAAGGCGAAAUAUGACAAGAGUGGGCAUCUGACGCCAAUACCAGAGGGGAGGUAAUUGUACGAUAUCUGGAGUUGCAAGCUAAUGAUUAGCAUUGGGCGGAGUUUGGCAUGCGGG